This is a messenger RNA of Anguilla anguilla (European eel), 2464 nucleotides long. It is a transcript of the gene spata2l, whose product is annotated as spermatogenesis associated 2-like. The coding region runs from base 276 to 1835 and encodes 519 amino acids. Gene Ontology annotation, cellular component: cytoplasm. Lineage: Eukaryota; Metazoa; Chordata; Actinopteri; Anguilliformes; Anguillidae. The record is from RefSeq and is a predicted model, not a curated record. The transcript is spliced from 3 exons.
ACACCCAACUACAGGCGAUUGCUGACUACUAGGAAGUGUUAUUAGCUGUCACUGUAAGUGUAGCCCAAAUCAGGCUAGUGAGCUAGUAAACCACGCUAGCUAAGUUAGCCAGUUUAGUCUAAACAAGUGAAGGAAGAACAUAACGUCAAGAGGAAAUCAAGGGGGGUCAGAAGUUAAGAAUAGAUAGUUCCUAGUGAGCAAAAUCAAGCGAGGUACCAAGUAUCGAAUUUCAUACGCAAGUAAAGAUUCGAAUACGCUCCCAGUGAGUUGCUGAAAUGGAAAGUCUUACACAGAACCAAAGAAGCAAGAACGGAACGAGGGAAUUUUGUCACCUUAAAUUUGGUCGAUCCAGCAGGGGUGUCUGCGAGCAGUACCGGGUGAGUCUGGAGCGGAGGAUUGCACAGGGAGACAUCGAUCUUGUGUGUGGGGACGAGGAGCUCUGUCAGCGGGUGGAAGGGAUGCUGAAGGAAGGAGACCCCCGAGAUGUGCUAACUGUCCGGGACCUGGACAUCCUGGCAGUGAUGGAGGACUCCCUCAAGGCUCCGCCUGAUUGGGGUCGCACUGUGGGCGGGCUCAAAGGACCAGCCACAGUCCCAGGCCUGGGUGCCAUCAGCAAGGCUUUCGAGGUUCUGGAGCGAGCCGCCCUUAAUCUGUACCUGUGCCCGUGGAGAAAGGAAUACAGAGUAGUAAAGAUCUUCUCAGGGAUAUUCACACACCUGCUCAGACCAGCACUGUCUGAGCAGCAGGUGGUGCAUCUGUUUGGGUUGUUAGGAUACCAGGCGAAGGAGGCGGAGUUAGAACUACGAGGCCCGCCCCCAUCAGCGGCCACCUUGCUGGGUUUGGCGUGCGCGUUCUUUGCGGCACGAUGCGAGAGCCGGCUGCUGUCGGCAGCUGCUGCCGCAUCGAGCGGAGGGCCGGGCGCAGAGCUAACCCUGGUUCAGGAGAGGCGGAAGGGCCACAGCCUGCAGGGGGCGCUGGAGAGCCUCCGGAAGGCUGGGGAGUCGAGCUGGGGCUACACGGAACAGGCGGACCUGGACCUGUACACCGCAGAUGGGGAAGGCUUAAGUGGGGAGACUGAGGCGGCAAGUGCAGGGCAGAAGCUUUCCACAGCCUUCGAGGAUAGAGAGGGUGCGAGUUCCCUGCCUGCAGGAGGCAGCAGCAACAGCGUCUCAGCGUCGAGUCUGAGAGUCUCCAUCACUCUGAAGUCCCAGCAGAGUGCAGCCAGGUCUUUGGAGCCAGAGCGCCAGCCGGCUGUGUCCCGGACUGCUGGAGAUGGUGUGAUGGUUACAGAACCAGAGCAGAAUCAGACCUGUACCUGUUAUUGUACACCUUGUUCUCUUUAUUACUGCCAGCAGUGCAGUCACGUCCACAGUAUCAUUUGUGACAUCUCGGACAGCUGUAGGAAGAAUAACCACAACCUUGAACUCAUCAGUGACCCAGCCCUGUCGGGACCAUCAAAGGUAGGGGCUUCAUCGGAACCAUGGAAGGAAUCCAGUGCGGGAAAGGCUUUUCCUUCAGCAUGGGAUAUUUCCAAAGAGGGAAGGGCUUCAACAGCACUGUCGGAGGAGCUGAAAGUAGGGUCAGAAACUGGAUUGGAUAGGCCCAAAGAGGGAGGAGCUUCAGCAGCACCGGUGGAGCAGACCGGAGAGAGCAGGGCCUCAAGGACACUCAGGCCGGAACUGGGUCUGACCUGUGACAGACAGGACUGCAAAAACCUCUGUAAUGCUUUUUGCAAGUCCUGUAAUUUUAAGAUCUGCCACGAUUGUUGGCUGUACAAGCAAACAGUAUGUGCCUGUGGAGGCACAUACUGUUUCCGAAUGUCUUCAUCUGUGUGAAGUGUGAAUCCACUGCCUUUCUAACAUACACAGAGCUACACCUGCUACUGCCAUGUAGCCAAAGGGAAACUGUAUAACAGAUAAAAAUAUUGCAUGAAUGCACAUAUUUCUGUUUGCGAAACUUGCGUCCUCUCACCCAAGAUUCAGGAAGCAAGCUUGCUGUUAAAACAGAAAAUUCAUUAAAAGGUGCAUUUUUAAAUGGGAGAUUUUGCAUCGCAUGGACAUUAUUGUAUGGUGUGUCAAACAUUGCCCCUGUGGAAUAUUAGCCUAUGGUUCAGGUAUUAGACGGCGGGAAUAUCGGAUAUCUGUGCCAAUAUAGUGACUAAGUGCUGUAUUUAGAACUCUCUGUGAAACAGAAUGUGUACGAUCUGCUCAAUGUUUGGGCUAAAUAUGGAUGCCAACCCAGUCCACUAAAAAGAUACCAACAUGCGUUUCAGGGGAAAGAACAAAUUGCCAUGUAACAGCACAUCAUGGCUAGCCUCAUAUCACAGGAUAUUAUAUAAUAAGCAGGAUUCUGUAUGCAGAUACUGGUUUAGCAGAGACUAAAGUGUACAGUGCAAUAAAAAUAAUACUAAAAUACCUCUGGGAUUGCUCAAUCACUCUGUCCCGCAUAAUAAAGUACUUUGACU